AUGCUCAGCAUUGACAGCACCGAGGUGUCGAACCGCAUGGGCGUCGAGCUCGAACUCGUCCAGCGCGAGGUCGACGUUCUCCAGCAGGCCGAAGAGCGUCGUCGUGGCUCAAUCAUGGCAUCCGCCCAUCGGGGCUUCGAGCAAGCCGUGAGUCAAGCCAACGCCGAGACGCUGAACGAGCUCAGCCGCCACUGCCAGUCACUCCAAAACGACAACGAAGAGCUUCGCGCGACGCUCGACCAGUCUCAGAAGGUCGCGGAGCGGAGAGAAGGCGAGAUCGCCAAGCUAGUCGAGGAAAACGAGCGGUUGCGCGGCCGCAUCAAGAAGAACCGGGAGCACGUGAACGGCCUCAUCGAGCACAUGCAGCACAAGAGCCCGCCGCAAUCGACCUUCACCACGCCUCAUCAGACUCCGCGCCGUGGCGGGAAUUUCUGUAGUGGCGAUCCAGGCAGCUCCGGCAACCGCCGCCAACAACCGUUCGAGGCCUUGCUCCUCGCCGACAAGAUGCUGAGCCAAGAGGCCGCAACGGCACCUAGCACGCCCUCCAGGCCGCCAAUGAAGCAGCGCCUCGGUCACGCCCAGGCUCUCCAUCCGUCUCCGUCUGUGCUCUCGACCCCCAGUCGAGUCCGUCCGUUCAACGCUAAUCGCGUGCCACCGCGCACACCGCCCGCUUUCUCCGCCGUGCAGGCUCCCAGCACUGCGCCUCCAGCUCUUCACCCACCCAGGCUCAUCCGCCGCGACAGCAGCGACUCGACCAUCACGGCGUCCAGCGCAGAAGGCGAAGGCGCCGGCGCCCACGUCGACCGCGAAGAGGUCACGGAGUCCCAGGCCACCAGAUCGGCCACCGACCUGCUCCGGAGAUCCAUGAACUCGAGGCCCUCGUCUUUCGAGAAGGCCGCUCAAGCGUCGGCGUCGGCUGGCGCGCUGCAGAGCAAGCUCUUUGGACAUGUGCGCAAGCCGGGCGUUUCGCGGCCGGGCGAGCAUGCCAAGCGUGGGCGUAGCCCUGGUGAGCUGGUCUCGGAGAUGUCGCCGACGAAGAAGGGGAGGUCUGGUGGAGGUAUGGGCGUGGGACUGGGGAUCGGUGGGUUGGGUAGCCCGGAGGCUUGA
Coniosporium apollinis CBS 100218 is the source of this 1107-nucleotide messenger RNA. RefSeq lists its product as uncharacterized. The transcript has a single exon. The coding region runs from base 1 to 1107 and encodes 368 amino acids. The record is from RefSeq and is a predicted model, not a curated record. Lineage: Eukaryota; Fungi; Ascomycota; Dothideomycetes.